AUGGCUAGCUUCACAGAAGAAGCAAUGGAUAACUACAUGUACUCAGCAUAUAACCCUUAUUCUUACAGAUACCUUAAUCCUAAAAAUAAGGGAGUUAGCUGGAGGCAGAAAAAUUAUCAUCUGACUAAUUAUGGAGAUGCUGGGGAGUACUUUGAUAAUUACCAGAGGGCUCAGCUGAAGGCUAUCUUGUCUCAAGUCAAUCCUAACCUCACUCCAAGGUUGAGGAAAGCGAAUACAAGAGAUGUUGGCAUUCAGGUAAAUCCCAGGCAGGAUGCCUCUGUUCAAUGCUCAUUAGGCCCCAGGACCCUUCUGAGGAGGAAGCUUGGGGCCAUUAGGAAACCACCACAACCUCCCCAAACCCAAGGCAGCCCUGCUUCACCCACCAAGGCAGUGCGCUUCCCCAGGACCCUGGCUGUGUACUCCCCUGUGGCUACGGGGAGGCUGGCUCCUUUCCAAGAGGAGGACCUGGAAAAGGCAGAGGAGGACCAGGAGAAGGCAGAAGAGGAACUCCAGAGAGAAGAAGAACCCAAACCACAAAGGCCGAGAGCAGAGGAGAGCCAGGUGCAAGAGCAAACCCAGGAGGAGCCUAAAGAGAGCCCUGAGGUCCAGCAAGAAGCCUCUCUUGGGCAGACUAGAGUGAAGUUCCAGUUCCUGGAACAGAAAUAUGGUUAUUACCACUGUAAAGACUGCAACAUUCGAUGGGAAAGUGCUUAUGUAUGGUGUGUGCAGGGUACUAACAAGGUGUACUUCAAACAGUUUUGUAGGACCUGUCAGAAGACCUUUAAUCCUUACAGAGUGGAGGACAUAAUGUGUCAAAGUUGUAAGCAAACCAGAUGUGUCUGUCCAGUGAAACUUCGCCACGUAGACCCAAAAAGGCCACAUCGCCAGGAUUUGUGUGGCAGAUGCAAGGGCAAAAGGUUGUCUUGUGAUAGCACCUUCAGCUUCAAAUAUAUUAUCUAACCCAAUCCCCCAACAAGUUCCUGUCCUGCUGUCGUUAUUUUGGCAACGAUCCAUGUUUUUGUUUAACUUUUUCAUUUUGGAGCAAACAAAUAGGCAGGCUGUAUCACUAAUAAACCUUUACCACCGCAUCCUAUAUAGUAUACCUCAAACUUUUUCACUUUAUGUAAGAAAAGUCUAU
Molecule: messenger RNA, 1138 nt
Organism: Pelobates fuscus (common spadefoot toad)
Lineage: Eukaryota; Metazoa; Chordata; Amphibia; Anura; Pelobatidae
Gene: ZAR1
Product: zygote arrest 1
Exons: 4
Coding region: 1-960 (319 amino acids)
Biological process (GO): translation
Cellular component (GO): cytoplasm
Source: RefSeq, a predicted model, not a curated record